Messenger RNA from Paramecium octaurelia, 1540 nucleotides. NCBI's taxonomy places the organism in Eukaryota, Ciliophora, Oligohymenophorea, Peniculida, Parameciidae. The record is from the annotation of a GenBank genome assembly.
AUGAGACAAAAGUCUGACUCAUGUUUCAGCUCCCACUCAAAUAGAUAGGACACCUUAUGGAAAAAAGGGUAUCCUAACAUCCAAUACGGAGCCUAAUUGGUGACUUUAAAUGGUGUGAAAUUCAAGGAUACUUAAAAAUAAAUCCUGUAGUUUAAAUUUGCUUAUCUCCAAAGCAAAUAUUUGGUAGUUGAUCAAAAGUACAUUAACUUGGAAAAUAUUUAAAUGAAAAGGAUGAUGGUGCCACAAUAAAAUUUAGCAUGUCUAAAACUGAAUAAUAAUUUCGAUUCUCUUGAAAUUAUUGGUUCAGUUAUAUGCAUUGGCGAGAUAUAUGACUAUUGUAAAUUAUAUACAAUCCAAGAAAAUUUUGAGAGUCACUACUAGAUUCUUAAGCUAAUGGGCAAAGGAUCGUUUGCAAAGGUCUUUAAAAUCAGAUAAAUCGAAAACUAACAAAUUUAUGCAGUAAAAAUAUUUAAUAAAAACAAAAUGUUUGAUAACGAAGAAGAAAAUUAAGUAAAUUAUUUACAUUAUUUUAUUUAGAAAAGUUUGUGGAAAGAAAUCCAAAUCAUGAGAUUAAUGAAUCACAAACACAUUAUUAAGUUACGCGAAGUAUAUGAGGAUAACAAUAAAAUUUAUAUUGUAACUGAUCUAUUGAAUGGCGGUGAAUUAAUAUCCCAUAUUGAGAAAUAAAUUAAAGUAUACGAUGAAUCUCUAGUAAGAAAACUAGUUUACAAUUUAUUAGAUGCUUUGGCAUAUAUACAUGAAAGAAAGAUUAUUCAUAGGGAUAUUAAACCAGAAAAUUUAAUCUUAAAGGAUGAAAAUGACAUUUCGAAUAUUUCACUCGCAGAUUUUGGAUUAGCAGACUUCUAUUAAAAUGAUGGAUAAUAUUUAUUUAAAAGAUGUGGCUCAUUAGGCUAUGUAGCUCCUGAAAUAUUGCAAGAUCAACAUUAUGAUUUUAAGGUUGACGUAUACUCUUUAGGAAUUGUAAUGUUCUUACUAUUAACUGGUGAGUAAGCAUUUAAGGGAUCUAGUACAUCAGAAGUAUUAUAAAAUAAUACUUAUGGAAAAAUAGAUGCCUACAAACUUGCACAUUGUCAUGUUAGUUUGGAGGCGAAAGAUUUAUGUCAAUAAAUGUUGAAUUUUGACCCAAAUUAAAGACCCACUGCUGAAUAAGCCAUUAAGCAUCCUUGGUUUAAAGUUGAUAACAAACAUAUAUCCCUUCAUACAAUAUCGAUGAACAGAAUUCCAUAAAAUCUUAAAGGUUAAAAAGAGUUUUUGUUUAGCUUGACUCCAUUAUGGGUUAAUAAAAGCUUAAGAAGCAUUAGUGAUUCUUCCGAUAAUCUAUGUGCUUAAAGUAAAAAUAGUUUAUAUUAAAGCUCUUAAUGUAAGGGACAGAACCAUAAAAGAAAUUCUGGACUAUCAUCAUUUUAAAUUAGAUUCAACGGUGUAUGAUUUAGAAGACGAUUACAUUGAUGAAUAGGAGUCAGUGGCUAAUAGGAUUGAAAAUCACAAACUGCUUGUAAAGUAAAGAAGUCUGCCAUGA